UCUACGAGCAGCUUGAUUUUUUUGUAAAUGCGUUUAUUUCAUAUUUGUGACUAGAAAACACGAACUUAGACACCAUCACUUAGCAGACUACUCAGUUUUACGUGUAUGGUUUUCUUUAUUGGUUAAUUAAUCGGGUUUUGUGUCAUCCUGGCCUGAUGGAGGCUGAAGAGUGCAUGGAAACUGAUCCAGGCAGUAGAGAAGAUGACUCCUCUGACUGUGCUGUGGAGCCAACCAUUUCUGAGUUGGCAGAAGUUGAAGAUAAGACUUCAAUGGGACCUCAAGCCGUAUCUCCAGAUGGUGUCAGGUCUUCUGGUAUAACCUACAGUGAUCUGGAGGAGGGAGAGGAAAGCAUGGAGGAAGGAGAGGUUGAUGACUCAUCGGAGAUAGCUGUGUCUUUAAGUCACUUGGCAGACCCUUCAGUCCAUCAAGGUGCAAGGUCACCAAGUCAAGAUGAAUGUUCCAGGCAUUCUUAUGAUACUUCACAUUCCACUGGUAUUGAAAGUCAUCCAAUGGGCAGUGAAAAAAAUGAAGUGCAGACUAUUACACCAGAUACAAGUCCACCUCAUUUCCAGGAAAACGAAUCCGUAUCAUUUUCUAAUAAAGCACAUGAAGAUGCACAUUGCACAGACAGACCCCAGAAGGAUAUGGAUGAAGGACCAUCUCCCAGUGGUGAUCCAGAAGAUUUGGCACAGUCAUUUUCUGAUGGUCCAUGCCCUGCCUCUCCUGAGGGCGAAUGCCCCGCCUCUCCUGAUGAAGAAUGCCCCGCAUCUCCUGAUGGCGAAUGCCCUGCCUCUCCUGAUGGCGAAUGCCCUGCCUCUCCUGAAGGCCAAUGUCCAGCCUCUCCUGAGGGCCAAUGUCCAGCCUCUUCUGAGGUCAUAGACCCAGCCUCUUCUGAGGGCGAAUGCCCAGCUUCUGAUGGCGAAUGCCCAGCUUCUGAGGGCGAAUGCCCAGCUUCUCCUGAGGGUGAAGAUCCAACCACUCCUGAGGGUGAAGGCCUUUCUUCACAAUAUGAGAACAUUGCAUCUCUUGAAGAAGAAAGCGCACCAUCUCCUGAUGAUGAAGGCCCAGCUUCUCCAGAAGAUGAGGAACUGGCAUCACUGGAAGGUGACUGUCCAGCGUCUCCAGAUGAUGUCGAUCCAGCAUCUCUGGAUGAUGAAGGCCCAGGAUCACCUCAGAUUGAAGGUUCAGUGUCAUCAAAGGAUGGAAAUGAACAUGUAGCAUCUCCCCAAGUUGAAGGUGUGUCUUCUGAUGAGGAAGGAGAGACAUCUACUACUGAUGAUGAUGGAGUCCCUACAUCAUCUUUGAACAGUCGCAACAUUGAUUCUAGGCUCAGUGGUUCUAAAGCCGAUGAUAUAGUUACCUCUGCAGCAGGACCUGAAGGUACGGAUGCAAUCAGAAGUGGACUUUCAUUGACUCAUCAUCAGGCUUCUGUUAUUCAGGAAAGUGCUAAUUCCCCUGCUGUGCAGGAUAUUUCUGACUUGUCGUGUGGUGAUUCAUGUAGUGUAAAGCAAAACAGUGAACACCCGUCCUCACUCAUUGACAAAGAUGACUGUGUAGCAGCAUCGCCGGACUCUAGAGGAGAUGUCAGCGGUAAUUUAUUGGAGUUGCCUCUUGACAGCAGAAACAGCAAAAGUUCCUCAAUUUCUCAGUGGCCAUCACAUAUAGCAAGUUCACCCAUUUCCGACACUGAAGAAAUUUGGGACAAUCCUUCAAUAUUGGAAAACAAGUCUAAUAAUGACGAUUCAGGGAGUUGUGUUAAAUGUGAAAAACAAUCUGGUGAAAGUGAAUUUCAGAGAAAAUAUGAGAGCACUGUCUUGGAGCCUUCAUUGGGAGUUUCAGACACUUUAAGCACAACACAUUCUGUAAGUAUUAGUCAUAAGAAAAGAAAAACGAGGAAAGAAAUAGGAUUGAGACACGAUACAGAAGGUCCACAGGCAGCAAAAACGAAUCUUGACAUUUCUGAAAACAUAUCGUCCAGCACAGACACUGUACAUAAUAGAGACCAUCACCUCCACACAAGGCUGGACAGAUGCAGUAUAUCGAGAGACAGGAAAGAACACAGACAUGAUAGAAGUAGCAGCACAAAGAAGACCGUUGACAGCUCGCCACAAGACGAAGCGGUGGCGGUGAGCACGACUCACGAUGGUGGCGGCGAUGAAGGGAGGAUGAAGAGAGCGAAGGAAAACACAAGUUUCAGUGAAGAGCAUGUGGAGCUGGACUAUGAGGAGGAUGUUGCCGAUGACAUGCACGCCCACCACAAUGACAUCUCCAAGGACGACGAAGAUGACGCUGACGGAAAGAAGGAAGGAAGCGAUGAUGAAAAGCAAGAGGGAGAAAUCACUGACGAUGACAAUGAUGAUGGAGAAAUUGAUGAGGAGGAAGACUGUGAGGAAGGGGAGAUUCGAGAACCAGGAUUCAGGCGACAGUCGGCCAAACCAAUAUGUCGGUUCUUCCUGCGAGGAAGCUGCACAUGGGGACUCAACUGUCGAUUCCUCCAUCCAGGAAUCAAUGAUAAAGGAAAUUACAGAUUGAUUGAAAUGCCUGGCUUCCAUAGAGUUGGUCCAAUGGGACCAUUUGGUCCAAUUUGGGCAUCUGAGAUGCCUGAAGAGCCUGAGCCACCUCCACCACCAGAACUACCACCAACCGAGUCGGCGUGGGAACGUGGUCUGCGACACGCAAAAGAGCUGCGUAAGAAGGCUCAAGAGAAGAAGGAACAAGAGACGGAUUUUGAAGAGAAGCGUUUGAACCUCAGCCUUGACGAGGAGAGAGAGCUCAACAAGGAGAAUGAGAGGAGCAAAUAUACAAAAGAUCCUUACUACGACCAACAAGCUUUUGAAGACGAUGAGUACUACAGCAAACCUCAAGUGACGACGUGGCAGCCAGGGCAGUAUGAGAAUUUUGAAGUGCGGUGGACAAGAGGACCAGAGUACCCUCCCUUUAGGGAAGAAGAGCGACCAGGUUUUAAAGAAAGACCUUUUAGUUUACAUAUGGACAGAGUUGAACGACCCGUAUAUCCCCCAAGACAGAGACACGAGCGACGGCAUGACAAGUGGCAUCAUGACAAAGCCGAGAUGCCGCAUCCCACAAAACAUGUGGCAAAGGGUCGGCAGGCGGACGAGUGGCAUGACCCAUGGCAGAGGACAAAGUCGCCAGUGUCGAGAUACAGAGGCUCAAGAAGUGAUUCGCGCAGCAGGCGGCGGUCAAGACGAUCGUACAGUGUCUCCUCUAGAGGUUCAUCUAGUUCGUACUCCACGUCACGAUCCAGAUCAUCGUCCGUGUCGUCUCGCAGCAGUCGGUCGUCAUACAGUCGAUCUUCGUCGUACAGCUCCAGAUCUCCCACACCAUCCGGAACUGCAAGACUCGGCAAGCAUGGUUCAUCUGACCAGAAAAAGCAGCCUGCUCAGCAACCCAAAGUGAACUCAUUUUCGUCUAAAGCUGGUGAAAAAAGGAUUCCACCUGCAGGAAAACCCAAUGCUGUCAAAGCUGCCCGGCCUCCAGACAAACGGCAGCCACCACCCACUAAAGCAGUUGAGCAGCCACGCAGUGCCGUUAGUCUGACAAUAAAACAUAAACAGAGGUAUCCGGAUAAGCCUCUGCCUUCAGCUUUAACCCAUUCACCUGUGAAGCAGGCCCGAGCUGCACCAACAGAUGUAAACAACCGGGCAAGACGGCCAGAGAAAGUCCCACCACCGCUAGCUAAUAAAUUGCGUCCUCGCUCAGUGAGCACCAGCGCCAGCAGUGUGUCUCGUUCUCGCAGUCGGUCGUCCUCUUCGUCAUUCUCCCGCUCGCGAUCACGCAGCAUGAGCAGCGUGUCAUCUCGGUCCAGCAGUUCUGGCUCAACGACUUCCAGUGGCAGUGCCGACUCCGACCACCUGUAUCGAGAUCUACAGAAGGGACAGAACGGGGAACCGGCGGUGAAGAAAGUUCCAGAUGAGAAGAAGCCGCCGAAGGCUCCGUUGAAGGAGGUGAGACGGCCGCGCGCUCCUGAACACCAGUCGGAACACAGACCAAGGAAAACGGAACACCGACCCAGCGGUCGCCAGAGCUCGGACAGCCGACUGUACAACUCCUCGGCCGGGUACCGCCAUCAGUCAGGCAGGGCACCGGCCACUCCAGUCAAACCCAAAGACCCCAUGAAGCUCGUCGGGCAGAAACAGAGCAUCAAGUUACUGCUCGUCAGUAAGGGCAGUGAGAAAGGCCCUCCCAGUGUUCCCGGCCUCCCCGGGUUGAAGAGACGUGCAAGUGACCAGGCAGGACCCCCGGCCAAACGUCCACCGUCGGUGGCAGUGUCAGCGGUCAACAAGCCAGUAGCAGGUGAUAAACCAACAAAGCCUACCUCUGUAGUGAGAUCAGAGAAAGCCAAGUCACCUCCAGUAAGACCGAAGGUCCCUGUUGCACAGAUGAAGGCUCCACUGAAACCAUCCUCACAGGCGAAGGUUCCCACACCGACGAAACCUGCCGUGCCAGGACCCGUUCCACCACCUGUGCCGGAAAAACCCAAAAUUAAGAAAAGCACACUCUCCCGAAGGGAGGAACUGUUAAAACAGUUGAAGGCGGUUGAGGAUGCCAUAGCAAGAAAAAAGUCUAAAAUGACGUGAUGUUGUACAUAUGUGAUUUCUCUGUACAUAGUAAUUUUUUGAAAUCAGAUCCAGGUCUGCAAUGAAAGAAGUAAUACUGUUAUGUAGAUACAGGGUUAAUAAAAGUGGAUUUUUAAACAUAUUUUCCAUUUGUUGCCUAUGAAAAAGUACUUUUGAUGUUUAUGCCUGUAAAGUUAAAAAUGACCUGAUAUUAAACAGGGGUAAAAAAACAAAAAACCUCUAUUUUAAAUAUG
Gigantopelta aegis is the source of this 4831-nucleotide messenger RNA. RefSeq names its product zinc finger CCCH domain-containing protein 18-like. The transcript is spliced from 20 exons. The record is from RefSeq and is a predicted model, not a curated record. The coding region runs from base 156 to 4598 and encodes 1480 amino acids. NCBI's taxonomy places the organism in Eukaryota, Metazoa, Mollusca, Gastropoda, Neomphalida, Peltospiridae. Gene Ontology annotation, molecular function: metal ion binding.